AUGUUUCCACGCGUCCUGGAUCCGCGCUUUCUCGGCACGCAGCCCAGUGCUGCCGGCAAACACAACGCAGACGACGCUAAAGCAUUAGUACCACCCCUACAGCAGCAGGCCCGGGCUCCCCGACGCACCGACUCAGUGUCGUCCACAGCGUCGGUGGCGUCGUGGCCGUCGGUGUUUGAUGAAGAUACCAACGGGUUGACCGACCACGACUUACUUCAACGAGGUUAUGACGUGGCAGCGUACGUGAUGGAGCAGUGCCGCGUCCUCCCUGCCAACACCGUUGACGCGCAGUCCAAGGUCCUUACGAUUGUGAACACAUUUAUCGUGCCAGGCACAAUGAACGAGGUGCUGGAUGUGUACUCGCGAGACCAACAGCUAGGUUUUCAAGCGUUCCUGCUACGGGUGUUUCAAGAUUCUCUGACGGAAGCCAUGUGCGUCCGCCGCGUGACGCAGCCGCUGCGACGACCGUCUUCGCGAGAGGGGGACGACUGCAGCAGCAACAACGACGAGUACUACACAGCCAGUAACCACAGCAGCGGUAGCGGUAGCAGUAGCACCACCACCAGUACCAUCCACGACUUCACUGGGUGCACCACGUCCAUCAAAGCUGUGAAACUCAACGAAAAGCGACUGUUUCGCACGUCCACGCAUGACCUGCACCUGCUGGAUUUCGUGCAAAAGCUGUCGGACACGACGUUUGUUCGGGUGUUCAAGAGCCUCGAUGCCCCACGCCCCCACCACAAACACGACAGUCGAGUGACCAACGUCUUGUUUGGGUUCCACAUGGACGAAGUGCAUUCUGGAGGGGUCAAGGUGACGUUUUACGGCCAGCACGUGGGCAAGAAGAACUCGUUCGCAUACGCGAUGCUGCACCAACUGUCGGGCUCUGUGGGGUUGCUGGCCACGGCGGUGUGGCGCCGCCGACUCGUGCGUCUGUGCGUUGCCCGGCCGACGCCGUCCGCCGCCACGACGUGUCACCUCUGCAGCCACAACCUAUCGCGACGGACGCAGACCCAGUGCCGCCUCUGCGAUCACACCGUGUGCACCCACUGCUCGCAGGUCGAACGCGCCGAGUCGGCGCGAUGCAUCGAAGUCGACCUCCGAGUGUGCAACGUGUGUCUGGUGCAGUGCCAAGCGAAUUUGGUGCUCACCAACAAGGCCCCGGAUGCCAAGCACCCGCAAUAUCUCACCACCGACGACGAUGAAGAAGGGAGGUGCUUGCCACGUAUCAGCGAAGUCCUCGGCACAGGACAAGUCCGACAUCGCGGUCAUAGCACGGCGAAAGCGCACGCUCCUCCUACUGCCGCAGCCCCCCUCUCGUCCUCGAGCCAACCGAUUGCAUCCAAAGGACGGGUGUUGAGUGGCGUACUCGGGUAUUCCACGCCUCGUGGUGCAACUGGCCAUUACGUGGCACAACCGGGGGGUCCUUCCACCGGACCCCACUAUGACGAUCUUGAUCGACCCAUGUCGUCCACCCAUGGAACAAGCAGCAGCGCCAGUCGACCCGCCCCUCGCCGCGUCCUCAGCGCCCACGCCAGUUCGACCUCGGGGGACGCCAUCCCACGCCAACGAGGUGCCAGUGGAGCCGCCAUAACUCGACCAGCUUUGGACACUAUUCGCAUUUCUGUUCAAGCCGAAACCCUUCGACAAAACGCAGUUUCGAACACGGAAUUGACGAAGCGCCUCGACAAGUUAUGCGAGUCGCUGGCCGGGGCGCUCGACUGCCACCACGGGUACGUGAGUCUGCUGUACAAGGGCGGGUUUGUCGUCAAAGCCACGUCAGGCAUGGCGCAGACCAUUCGCAUCACUCGGACGGACCCGCUGAGUGUGGCGACGCUGCUGAAGGGGGGCGCGGCCCCGCUCGUGGUGCCCGACGCAACCAUAGACCCGCGCUUCAAUACAUCCGUCCGGGUGACGGGGAGGGAGUGUGUCCGGUACUACGUCGGCCUCAUGCUGGUCACGUCCGACGGGAUUGAGCUGGGCACCGUGUCGGUCAGCGACGGACUUCCCCGCGCCCGAUUUGACGCAACCCACCGCCGUCUCUUGCACUGGUUUGCUUCGACGAUCGUAGACGAAAUCGAGCAGUGCUGCCGUUGA
Molecule: messenger RNA, 2097 nt
Organism: Aphanomyces astaci
Lineage: Eukaryota; Oomycota; Saprolegniomycetes; Saprolegniales; Verrucalvaceae
Exons: 1
Coding region: 1-2097 (698 amino acids)
Source: RefSeq, a predicted model, not a curated record